CUGUGGAGGCGGCGGCCAUCUUGCCGGCGGAGCGAUGAACGGGUCGAACCCCAAGGCUUCGGCCGCGGGGACUGCAGCUGGGUCCGGGGGGCUGGUGGCUGGCAAGGAGGAGAAGAAGAAGGCGGGGGGCGGCGUCCUGAACCGGCUCAAGGCGCGGCGGCAGGCGCCCCAACACGCGUUCGGCGACGGCAUCGGGACGGUGGUCACCGAGCAGGAGCUACUGGCGCUGGACACCAUCCGGCCCGAGCACGUCCUGCGCCUCAGCCGGGUUACCGAGAAUUAUUUGUGUAAACCGGAAGACAACAUCUACAGUAUUGAUUUUACUCGCUUCAAAAUUCGAGAUUUGGAGACGGGGACAGUGCUUUUUGAGAUUGCCAAACCUUGCAUUGCAGAUCACCAGGAGGAGGUGGAGGAAGAGGAGGGUGGAGAUGUAGAUAUCAGUGCAGGACGUUUUGUCCGUUACCAGUUCACACCAGCAUUUCUCCGCCUCCGGACAGUUGGUGCUACAGUGGAGUUCACAGUAGGAGACAAACCUGUCUCAAACUUCCGGAUGAUUGAACGGCACUAUUUCCGGGAACGCCUGCUGAAAAACUUUGACUUUGAUUUCGGCUUCUGCAUCCCCAGCAGUAGGAACACUUGUGAACAUAUCUAUGAGUUUCCCCAGCUUUCAGAGGAUGUCAUUCGUCUGAUGAUUGAAAACCCUUAUGAGACUCGCUCUGACAGCUUCUACUUUGUGGACAACAAGCUGAUAAUGCACAACAAGGCUGAUUAUGCCUAUAAUGGAGGCCAGUAACUGCUGCAGCAGGGGUGGACAGAAGAGGUGCUUUGCUAGGGCCCAGUGGUCCUGGCACAUGGAUGGGAUUGAAGCUCCUAUUUGUCAGCAGACAUCUGGAAGCAGUCCAGGAGGCUAAGGCUGGGGUGGCAGUUUCCUCUGCUCCAGGGAGGUGCCAAGCAGUGUUGUGUUUUCCCUUUUUUCCCUGUCCCUUAGAUCACAGAGGUAUAGUGAAGUAAAAGAUUAGAGUAAGGCUUCUGCAAUCCACAUUAAAAAGGAAGUUUAUUUUCUUGUAGUUCUAGCUAUCUGCUGGUUACACUGAUGAACCUCAGUCUGUCUAGCACAGCAGUCUCCAGCUGAGGCUAUAGCUGCCACCUGCAGGUUAGUGGUCCUUCUAGACAGGAAAAGGUGGGCAUCUCCUGGAGACCUCUUCUCACUUCUUGUGUUGUCCGUAGCCCAGCCUGCCCCAGACUGCACAUAGUCUUAAACCAACUGGAAAAAACUUGGUGCUGAGAGUGGAAGCACCUGUAAUGACAGAUCUUGCCAGACCAAAGGACCCUUUCAUGGUGAGCCUGUUUAUCUGUCUGACUUCCUGGGGAUACACCAAGGUUUUAGCCUGGUAGUGCCUUCUUAUUCUGGGGGACAGAUGUACUUCUCUGCUGCUUUGUCCUCCUGACUUAAGCAUCUCCUAGAGUAGAAUGUGUCAUUUUUGCUCAUGGAACAUAAUACCUGUUAAGCCCAGAGCAGGCUCUUGUGGUUUUUUUUUCCCCAGACUCCUAUAGGGAGUUUUUACAAAAUGUCAGUGGUGUUUCCAGCACAUGUGAUGUGUGUUUAGACUUCUGAUAGUAUUGAUCAGCCUCCUGGGGCUAAUCUGGCUCUUGUUAAGGGAGGUACAGUUACAAAGCAGCAGUUCCUUUAAGGAGAGAUUUGACUUUCUCUACACACAGCAUAGCCUGAAGAAUUGGCUUCUAAAGGAGAUUUGCCUCCUAACUGUGGAUUUCUUACUUAGGAGUUUUCCUAUCCUGUUUCUAAUGAAGUAGUUUCUGGAAUCAUCUGGCUUGAUUCUGCCAGAGCUAAGUAAUUCGUAUUCAGAUCCUUUAAGCUGCUAGCUGGGAUUAUUUGAGGUGUUUGGAAAGGUGGAGAUAGGCUGAGGUAGCCUGUCAGAGUGACGAGUUCUCCAAACAGCUCCCUCCCAUUUCCUGUGGGCUGCUUCUGUCCUUGGACCCUUAUGGGACAGACUCCCAUCUCCUCAGCUGCCUAUGGUUGUCUCUGUGAGUGGCUUUAGGUGCUUAACCCAGAUUUCAGGGCCCCCUUCUAUGGCCAGGGCCCACUUAGCAUUAAUGGAAAGAGGACCAGGUGUGUAGUAAGGCAGUGUGAGGCAUCACUGUACCUGUGACAGAAGCUGGAUCCCAAGGUUCUUAGAGGAAAGGCCAUGUGUGGCCAGCGAAAGAAGGACCAGCACUGUGCCCCAGAAGCACAUGUGCAUUCUUUAGCCAGUGUUCCUGUUGGGCUUCUAGAGCACGAGUGGCCCUGACCCUCAACGCAUACUUUGUGCCUGUCCAAAGAAUUGGUGAUACCGUAUGCUGGCAGCUUUCUCACUAAGAAAACUCUGGAUUAUCCUGAGUGCUGGUACUGGAUUCACCUGCCGAGGGAAGAUGGGGACUGUGCCCUGCCACGUAGGUGCCUCAUCACCAUACUACUGGUGAAUCUCAGAAUUGGAGUCAGCUCCAAAUCCAGGUGCCUUAAGUGUGGCUCUGUCCUAUAUGCUGCUGGGGAAAGCUGUUGCCUUCAUUCCCUUCUCACCUGUGGACAGACAUCAUCACCCACUAUCUCCCUACCUCCUUCUCUUUCUUACUGUGGCCUUUAGUGAGAUUUACCUAUUCCUGUCAAACUUCAGAUGUUCCUUCCUUUGUGUGACAGAAGCCCAUUUGGGAGCACUUCUGCUGCCUGAAAUUUAAACAUUACCUAGGAUGUGUAUUCUGGAGCUUCCCAGAGCUCUGCUCUGUAGAGCCUGUUUUGAAAAAUGGGCCCCAGGAAAGGCAGUUGCAUGGACACUAGUGGACUGUCUCUUACCUGCAGUGUUACCUUUUCCUGGCAAAGCACCCAGGAGAUGGAGGAGCUGGCACUUUGGCUUGAGCAGUGCAAUAGCCCCUUCCCUGUUAACUUACUUUAGUGUUGCUGAAGAUCUUUUUUGAAGCUGGGUGUUCAGUUGUGUUCAGCAGGGUGGGAUUUGCUGUCCUCUUGCUUUUGAAGGGCCAGUGUCGUAUGUGUCUAGCUGUGCAGGAAAUCUUGAGAAGCAUUACCGUUCUAGGUUUGGCUGCGAUGAAUUUAAAAUUGAAGCUUCCAACUGAAUGUGGUGGUACACACCUAUAAUGCCAGCAGUAGGGAGGAUGAGGCAGAAAGAUUGCCCUAAGUUUUAGGCCAGCCUGGCUAUAUAGUGAGUUCAGGGCCAGCCUGAACUGCCUGCAGAGUGAGACCCUGUCUCCAAAAACAAAAGAAUUCAAGCUUCCAUACCUGAAUCGAGGGGAGAAUUAGAAGUCGUACUUCCUCUCAAAGUGACUAAGUCAAUCAGAAGUUGAGUCAGGAAGCCUGCUAUCAAGAAAUUUUUAUUACUGAUAGCAGUUACCUGGUUGAUAGCGGGUAACUAUCAACCAGUUCCUUGCAUGGGGAGACCAUUCCUUUUGUCAAGAGCAGGCUUCCUGGAGGGAUCUUACUGCAGCAGGCAGACAGGCCCACCUGGAGCCCUCGACCUUCUUUCUCCUAGAGCCUCUGUCUUUGAAUUCUUCACAGGGCUUCUGCUUUUCUCUACGGCCUUUGGGCUAAGCUGCCAUUCUAGAAGAUUCUGGCUUAUUUCAUUCUGUGUUCUAAAGCAUAAACAUAGGAAGGUGUAGUGACUAGAAGUCAAUGGGAGCUAAAAUAGGCUGUCAUUUCAUUCUGUGUUAGCUCAGAGCUGUUGGGGAGAAAACAUUCUUCAGGAUCGUGGCCUUCCUGAAGAUGUCUAGGCCUUGGGCAUCUGAUUCCUGACACCUAGGGAUAGUGAUUGGAGAUCCCUGGGGCUGACCAUACACUGGCGGUUCUUGGCACAGCAUUGACUAGACAGACUUUAGCAUAGCUUUCCAGUUGGAGUGGAACCCUUUUCUGGACUGGAUUUAGUAGGCUGUGUCUAAUGUACAUAGCGGUGAAUCCUACCUUAGUUGAUCCUGCUUCCCUUGGUGGGGUCCCAAGUAUGUUUUUUUUUUUUUUUUUUUUUUCCUCCAUAGAGUCAUUUUCUUCUAUGCCCCAUGCCAUCAGUGAGGUUUGGGAAUGGGUAAAAUUUGUCCUGAAAAUCACAGCCCAGACUCCUUAGUGUAUACUUGGUAGAGACCCUAAUUGUCGAACCUUCUUGUUGCUUAUACCAUGUUACAGAACACCUUAGUCUCAAGAUGGAUCUGGUGGAAGUGGGCUUACCUCUUGCUUUACAAAGAACCAUGUGACGUCAUUGAAGUUGCGAAAGUCUAUUUUUUCCUUGCAGAUGUAUUUUUCACAGAAUAUAAGAAAUGUCAAUGACCUGAACUGUACUUUUUUCUCUUCUUUCACCCAAGAUCCUUACUCCAGUUUGUACUGUUUUUGUGUCCAAAGUAAAUUAGGUGAAUUAUUUGUAUAAAAUGUUAUUUUGCCACAAGAGACAGUAAUAAAAGAAAAAUUUUUCACAGUA
Cavia porcellus (domestic guinea pig) is the source of this 4466-nucleotide messenger RNA. It is a transcript of the gene Unc119b, whose product is annotated as unc-119 lipid binding chaperone B. Bases 35 to 793 code for a protein of 252 amino acids. Gene Ontology annotation, molecular function: lipid binding. Gene Ontology annotation, biological process: nervous system development; cilium assembly; lipoprotein transport. Lineage: Eukaryota; Metazoa; Chordata; Mammalia; Rodentia; Caviidae. Gene Ontology annotation, cellular component: cilium. The transcript is spliced from 5 exons. The record is from RefSeq and is a predicted model, not a curated record.